Nematolebias whitei (Rio pearlfish) is the source of this 5556-nucleotide messenger RNA. It is a transcript of the gene fam193a, whose product is annotated as family with sequence similarity 193 member A. Bases 172 to 4980 code for a protein of 1602 amino acids. The transcript is spliced from 23 exons. NCBI's taxonomy places the organism in Eukaryota, Metazoa, Chordata, Actinopteri, Cyprinodontiformes, Rivulidae. The record is from RefSeq and is a predicted model, not a curated record.
AGAAGCCAUAUUGAAAUCUAUGAAGUCGGCUUACACUUUGAUGGGACUCCGACGAUUUGGGAGUCUUUAAAUCGCUCUGCCAGAUUUAAACCAACGCUAUUGUACCAGACAUUCCGCUUAAGACUAUAUCAGCACUGGGAAACAAGUUGUCUCGUCUCUUUAGCGGAAAACAUGAGUCCAACGGAUGCUAAACGCGGAGCUAAACGCAGGAAGAACAAGCGGGGCGGUGGCAGUAGCUGCAGUGCUGUCUGCAACAGUAGUGGCAAGGCCGGGGUAGUCCCGGCCUUAGGAACAGCAACACCUGAAUCUGUGGUCAGUUUUUUAACAUCUGGGAAUACAGGCAACGGGAACAUGGGGUCCACCACAGGAAUUAACGGAGAGGUCAAAGUGAACAACAACGUUACUCCACAGUUUAAGGAAGGCCCAGUAAACGUUGACUUCUCUGGAGUCCUUCAGACUCCGUUCACGUUCGGCCUGAACCAGCGAGCGCCCUACACAGCCGGCGAUUGCUGCCUUCUGUGUCGAUGCGAGCGUAAGGACUGCAUGGUGUCUUCAGAGGCAGGCGUCCUGGGUCAGAACGGUACGGCACAGCCCACCAACUCAGCCAGUGCCCUCCAGCUGCCUUUGUGGGUAUGCUCAGACUGUAGACUCACAGUGGAGAAGGAAGAUAGACGUUCGACUCUGGAGCAGUCGUUAGGGAGCCAGGACUUCCUGUUGCAUAUGCCUGUUGGUAGUAGAACCCUGUCCCAGGAGGCAGCCACAGUGAACAGACUGACUGCUGCGCCGCUCCCUACUCCAGGCCUCAAUGCACAACUGCCUCCAGAUGCAGUUUGCAGCUGUGAUGCCUGCAACGAGAGAGGGGAUGUCUCUGUCGAGUCGGAGAGGGAGUCGCAGCAGCUGCAGAACCACUGGUCAGAGGUUCGCUACCUGGUGCGUUGCAUCUAUCGUCAGACAGGAACGCCACUUGCAGAUGACCAAGACCAGCCCCUGGAGAGAGACCGAGAGAGCAUGAAGGAACUGGUGGACAGACUUUGCGUAAAAGAUCCGUAUCAGCUUUACCAACGGCUGGAACAGCAGGCUCGAGAAUAUGUCUUGGAAAUGAAGGUGCGGUUACUGAAGCACCUUUCUGCCGGUUCUAAGACUGCAGGAACACCGGGGACUGUGGCUGCAGCCCAGGGUCCUCCUCAGGCCCACCAGUUCAUAUCGCUGCUGCUGGAGGAGUACAGUGCUCUCUGUCAAGCUGCACGCACCAUCAGCAGUUUCCUGCUCACCCUGGAGAACGAGCACCUCCAGAAAUUUCAGGUGACGUGGGAGCUGCACAACAAGCACCUUUUUGAAAGUCUGGUUUUCUGUGAACCAGUCUUACACAACAGUUUACCAGCACUAAUUGCACAGCUGAGACACGGUACAGCCUCUCAUGAUUCAUAUAAUGAAGACAUGUACCGGACUCUGUUGGAAAGCUACCAGCAGCUGGAGCAGGAGAUGGUUUCUGUGGCUGCUCAAUGGCAGGAGUGUGAGAAAAGAAUUGAUGACUACGUGGACGAACAGUUGCUUUUUAAGGUGGAGGGUCAGAGUCUUAACAACCAAAGAACAGAGGCACACAAAUCCUUGGUUAGCAAAAAUACUUUGACAACAAAGCAGCGAAUGCUGAAGGAGGACUGGGAGUUCUUUAAGCAGAGAAGAUUUAUAGAAGAACAGAUACCCAACAUUAAAAAGACCACCGCUGGAGAUAACAAUUUUACAGACACAAUGAGGAUGCUCUCGUCUCGUCUUAGUAUUUCAGACUGUCCGAACUGUAAUUACAGAAGAAGGUGCACAUGUGAUGACUGCAGUCUGUCCCACAUUCUAACAUGUGGAAUCAUGGACUCUCCCAUUGCUGAGGACCUCCACGUCAAGCAGCCUUUGCAGGGGGAGCCCCCUCGGGACUACCUACCAGAGGUGCACCCCCCCAGUCUGUCCUCAGGUAGUUCAGCGUCUGGUUCAAACUCCAGUUCUCCCAUUACAAUCCAGCAGCAUCCAAGGCUCAUUUUGUCUGAAGGGGAAGUCAGCACUUUUAUCAGUGAUUACGAAGAAGUGCCUGUAUUCUCCAGUAAGUUUGGGAACAUUUACCCUUUAAACAGUUACGAAGACAACAGCGUUGUGACAGCUUCUGUGAACGGACUUCAUAAUAACAUCAACGGAAAGGGUGGAAAUAUGACACUGAAGGGAGGGUCUCCUCACAUUACCAGCAGCAGUAGUUCAUCAGAGGGUGACGAAGAGGAAGCUAAUGGGGAGGCCAGUGGGGAGCCCCCUGGGAAGCAGGAAGAGCUUUCCCUGGGAAAGACCAACAGCCCUCCACCCUCUUAUAACCACCAACAGGUAGAACAAGUCCAGCAUGCCUGCGAGUGCCAUGUGUGCAACCAGGACGCCAGCUCCUCCACCCUGGGCCCUGCCACAUGUCUGCCCCCCAGUGGGCUUCAUGCUGUGCCUCCCCCUGUUGUUGGACACCAGUUCUUCACAGACACCAAGGCUCCCCCUGCACACCCUGCCUUUCACCUCUACCCACACAUUCACGGUCACCUGCCCUUGCACAACUUCUCCCGUCCCCUGCUCCACCCAACACUCUACCCACCCAGCCCUCCUCUCACACACAACAAGCCUCUGUCCCUGAACCCUACAUCAAACCACUCAGCGGCCAAGCAGCCGGCUCUCAGCUCACCGUUGCCAGAUCAUGCGUACCAGAACUGCUGUGGUGGUACAAGUGAAGCAAGUGACUGUAAUAGCUCACUGCAGUGCCUCUCUCUAAAGUUUGAAAAUCUGUGGGAUGCUGUAGUGAUGAAGAGCUUGAAUUCCUCUAUGUUGUUGCCCGAAUGCCUGCCAGGUGACAUGCUUGGACCACCUCUCCCUGAUGUGCCCCUCCCCCCAACAUCCUCCACUGGCUCCCAGUUAGAGCACAAUUCGCUGUCCAUGCCUCUAUCCACAUCCUCCUCCUCAUCGUUGUCAUCCUCUUUAUCGUCAUCGUCAUCAACAUGCUCCUCUUCAGAAGCCAAAGAGCCGAAGAAGACUGGCGCCAAGAAAAAGUGUCUCUACAAUUUUCAGGAUGCCUUCUUAGAGACCAACCGUGUAGUGAUGGCCACCUCCGCUGCUACAUCAUCCGUGUCCUGCACCGCCACCACUGUCCAGUCAAGUAAUAACCCACCCAUCCACCUUGCAUCUAAAAGACCCAACUCGAUAGAUGAUGUAUUUCACAGUUUAGGUAAAGAGGACCACAGACAACCCACUUCAGCCGCCCCUAAAAAUGGUUCCACGGGACUGACUUCUCUCCCGCUGCUCACGAGCCCUGCUUUACCCCCCGCACCCACUUCACACCUCCCCAUAGCUGGUUCUCAGCCCUUUCCAAAGAUGGCUGUUCAGGAUCCAGACUUUGUGGAGGCUCAUCAGGGUCUGUGCCUCCCACCUGCAGAACCUCCAGCCCCUUCAAUGGAUGGUCCUGCCAGCGCCCCACCUAGUGUCUGCAGUGACCCCGACUGUGAAGGCCAUCGCUGUGAAGGAAACGGGUCGUAUGAGCCCCAGCCUUAUGACGGAGAGGAGAGUCAAGAUGAGGACAGCUGCUCCGAGCACAGCUCCUCCACCUCUACUUCAACCAAUCAGAAGGAAGGAAAAUACUGCGACUGCUGCUACUGCGAAUUCUUUGGACACGGAGGGCCCCCAGCUGCUCCUACCAGUCGUAAUUAUGCAGAGAUGCGAGAGAAGCUACGGUUGCGUUUGACAAAACGCAAGGAGGAACAACCGAAGCGCGAAGAGCAGCAGCCAGUGAUCGAAAGAGAUGUAGGGGUGGAGGACCACAGGCGGGUGGAGGACCUUUUGCAGUUUAUUAACAGUGCUGACAAUAAACCGUCUACCAGUUCCAAGGCAGCCAAACGAGCCAGGCAUAAACAAAAGAAGCUGGAAGAGAAGGCUCGUUUGGAGGCUGAGGCCCGUGAAAGGGAGGAGCAACAGUUGUUGGAAGAGCAACGACAGCGGCAGGAAGAGGAAGAGGCAGCACUUCAAAAGGAACUGCUACGGCUGCAGGAGCUGCAGCAGCAUCGUGCUGCCAAGAAGAAAAAGAAGGAGAAAGCAAAUGAAAACACAGCUCCCCCUCAAAACAACCCACAACCUCUCAAACAGACAGCUCAGAACGUCUUGGAUAACCUUCACAAUGGGAGGUCACGGCUGCUUCAAACACUUAUUCGCCUCCCUGACCGGAGGGAACCCAAACUGAACCCCUUGUCCCAGCCCAACUCACAGCACAGCUCAACAUACCCUGCUGCAAAGGCUGUUUCUAACGAGACCAACAUCCCAAACACCACAGGUCCCCUCCACAAUGGCACAUCUCCCGUUGAAGUUAACAGUAAAGCUAAAUCCAAGCAGUCAGGAAAGGUCGUUACGACCGAGCCUGCUGUAAAAAUUGUCCCAGAGUUAGCGAAAAGCUCUGGGACAACAAAGACUUUUAAUGGCAUCGCUCCCACCACUUCAACAGAUGCCAAAUUAUCACGAAUCGGACAUGCUGAGACCGCAGCUUCUCUCCCAGCCACUGAAUUGUGCAGGGAAGAGAGAAGUAAUACCAGAUGUAGCAGUGAGAAAAGGCAGCAGCAACAACCCCUUACCCAAAUAAAAGAAAACAGGACAAGCCCUCUUGUGUCAAACUCUUCUCCCUCUCCCCCCUCAACUUCUCAGACUGAGACCCAGCAGAAUGGCAAACCCCCCGGUGCAGAAUCACCACAGCCCAAGAGCAAGGCUAAGAAAAGCAAGAAAAAGAAGGGGGACAAGAUGAACACAUCUAUAGAUGAUGUAUUCUUGCCCAAAGACAUUGAUCUAGAUAGCACUGAAAUGGAUGAGACUGAGAGGGAGGUGGAGUAUUUCAAAAGAUUUUGCUUGGACUCUGCCCGUCAGACCCGUCAGCGCCUUUCUAUCAACUGGUCGAACUUCAGCUUGAAGAAAGCUACAUUCGCUGCACAUUGAGGGCGUUGGCAACUAUGGGAACACAAAUCAGUACCUUAACAGCUAUACAAACCCACCUCCAACCCCUCCAUCCCUGUCCUGUGACAUGCACCUCACACACUUCUUCUCCAGCUGUGCCCAGGUCACACCCACGCUGCCUUGCUUUGUCCUUGUCGCUGUGUGGUAACAACACACAUCUGGACUGAUCCACCUGCAGAAAUCAAUAUUAAAUAUUAUGGGGAAAAAAGAAUCACAAAAUUCUAUUGGUCAUUGAUUAAUUUCCUUUGCGUGCUCGUGUGCUUUUAGUCAUAAGUUUCUUUUGACUGAACUAGCCAUGGUCUGAAACUGUUUUCUCAAACUGGCUUUACCUGUAGUCAAAAGAUGUUUUAUCAUGUCUGGAUGGAUUUCUUAAAAAAAAAAUAAUAAUAAUGGAAAUAAGGAAAUGAGAAAUAUCAGAAAUUAAAGCUGUAUUUGAGAUACUGUGCUUACGAUCCUAUUGUUCCUAGCGUGACGUCUAGUCCAAAUGAUUGACAGAGGAAUAAGCUUGGUCUACUGGUUUCCAACUCCCCUUCGCCCCCACCACCUCCACCCUGUUUC